AUGAACACGACGAAACGAGGAGACGAAAUGCUGUCUCUUCAUACUGUGAGGAGUCGCUUCCCCAAAAUCAAUAGGCAAUCGUGUCGCGGUCCCCUUUAUGAUUGGCUGUCGAGGCAUACUUCUUCCGUGGUUGGCGGGUAGAAGAGGACGCCGCCGUCAAAUAAUUGAACAUAAUUGAUGGCGGGUGCGAGAAAACGUACCCUCAACACAAGAACCACGACGAACCUUGAUGACGACGGUCCCCGUAAUGGACAGGUGUCCCCGCGGACCCGCGCGGGCGGCCUAUGCUUAAUUCACGAGAUGCUGAUCCGGCUCGCCGUAGCUGUUGUUGGGACCAUAAGUUGGUUAAUUAUGUGCUAUUGUGCCAUACGUGGUUAGAAUGGAAACACUCCGAAGGCUAGUAUUAUGGAAAUGUGACGCCCUCCCCCAUGAUUGCUCCUGGAGCAGGGAAGAACCUGACAAUGCACCACAUUGUUUAUGGCUCUCCCAGUUGCUUGCUCUUCUUCUUUCCGAAAGUCAUUUAAGAAGAUGUUAAAAAGACAUUCUUUAGUCAAAAAGAAAUGAUGAGCAGAAAGCUCCCCGGACUCGUAAAAUUUCGCGUGGGGUCGCAUCCGACCGAGCAUGGUUCAUUGGCCACUGCCGUUCAGAAAUUGAUGCGCCAGUCGUGUUCAGUCGUCCGUCGAAAGGACCCGUCUGUUCGCAUAUUUGUUUGCAUUACUAUAUUAUAUACUGUUGUCAACCAACCCGAAUUGGUGCACAUAAUCAUGAUGAUGGUGGUGGUGGGGACGACGCGUUUGUUCAAACACAUGGUCAUCAGAAUUUGAAGGGUCCGAGAGGAGCACUCGAAGCGAGGCCAAAAAAUCGGAGGCAAAGGGAGCGGAAGAGAGAGUGGAUGGACAGAAGAAACUCUUUUUAAACGGAAAGAAUGAUAAGUUGUUGUGCGCAGCCAACGGGAAAAAGACGAGAAGAAGGGAAGAAAUUUCAGUGUGACUCUGGUAGAAGACUAGUAAUAGAAGAAAGACGAGUAAUCGCGAAUUAAUUUGAGAAAGAGUCAGAAGAGUGGGUCAUGUAACUCAGUACUGUUGACAUUUCGGAUUUCGCACAGAUGCUGUCUGAUUAUUCAUUCAUCCCGCGCACAAACAAACUACCGUCCAAACUGAUGGGAAAGAGAAACUAUCUCACCUGGAAUCUCCAUGUACAAGCGAAAUAAUCAGCACAUAAAGCCGAACGUCUGAGGGUUCGGGAAGGCUCCGGAAGUCGUGUCUUCUCUAGGCAGCCGCUCUAAUUUGGCAGGCAGCCAACGACGAAGCGGGAUUAGGCAGUGUGGGGGAGAAUGCAGAGUCGGGUGAAUGCGACAGACGGAGAGGUCAGUAGCCACGCCCCUCGCGCAGAGGAAAAGGCCAACGGAGUGAUGUUCUGUCGGGGGAAGGACGAAGAAGAGAAUAAUGGAAAGAGAAGUGUUGCGCGAGCAAAGAGCCGAACACAACUUAUUGUUGCUCCUCAAAACUCAACGACGCUUUUGAUUUAUAGUAUUGUGAUCAUUGAAAAGAAAGCAUGUUGAUGGGAAGAGGAACAGAAAACAACGCUCAACUAAAAAUAGCUAAAAGAAAAAAGCUCGAAGAAAACAGAGAAGGAGAACGGCUCUCGUUAAUCCACGCCAAGCGAACUAGAGUGUGCCCGUGGCUCGCCAUUUGCCAUAAACAAUCAGCAGGUCGAGCCCUCUACUAUCCUCGAUCCUUCUUUCCGUCUGUCUUCUCGUUCAAUUACGGCCUUUCGUGGUCGGUUUGUCGCGUUCGCGCGUAUUAUGCUCGGUGUGUGUGUGUGUGCUAUUAUACGGACCAACCACACAUCUGCCCGGCUCAGACCCUCAUCCUUGACGGGGGCGAGCGCACACCUUUGAUUACCGGCCAGUCGGAAGGAUACAUUUAUCCGAACGAGACAAACAGUGUGCAGGGACACUGUACGCAACAAAAGUGUCGAGUUUCACCGGCCUCUAGAACUCAUCACGCGACACCGCGGCGGCAUUGGCAAUACGAAGUGGAAGGAAAAUGAAUUGAACAAAGAGGAAAUGAAAUGUCUAAUUCGACGGCCCAUGGAAACUGAAGCCAGUGGGGAAGCAGGGACCAGAAAAGUCCUUGUCGCGGCUUCCCUGUUUUAUUCAUUGGAAUCAUUGUGCGCAAAGGUCCGAUUGCCUCCGCCAGACAAUGGAAUCCGGAGCGCGUGGUCAGUGAAUGGAGAAUCGAAGCGGCAGAAGUAAUCUGGAGUCUUCUCCCUUCUCCUGCUCCGACCGGACAAAAGAGAGUUUAGACGCCCUCCUAUCCUCAUCCUUUUAGGAAAACCUAAUUUAUUCGCAAUGUUUUCGGUUUUUUCGCUUCGGCGACAACUAGUUUUUCGUCUCGUUGUCGUACCUAAUACUCCUUCGACAUGAGCAGAACAGAGGCCGUGCCUGCCUGUCUGCUCGGAGCUCAUUUUUCUCCGCUUCUACUUUUGUCAGACAUCUAAAUAACGGAGAGCCGGAGCCACUCGCAACAACAACAAAAAGAUGAAGCGAACCUUGUUGUGGAGUGUCUCCUUUCUUGUGCGGGAAGAUGUAUUUGUUGCGCCAAAAAUGCUCAUUUAUUGGCUUUCUCCCAUGGGUAAAAGAAAUAGGCGGUCAGUUGAAAAGAAGAAAAAUAAAGAGUAAAGGAGAGGGAAACACAUCUUGAUGCAUCAAAAAUGCUUGAUGAAGAGUAGUGCGUUCGGGGGGAGGACACAUAUGGUUCCCGAGAAGUGGGCGAACAUAUAGAAAGGUCUAAUGAAUGUUUCGAGUGGUACCCGCAGGUUCCUUCUUUGCAGGAAAUCCACUCGAUCGUCGACGAUUUGUCAUUGAGACUCGGAAAUCUGGGAGACGGUUGGCUUGAGAGCAGCCAGACCUCGCCCAAGUACUUCGAGUUCACUCCCAUAGAAUUGCACGCAAUCACCGAACGACUUCGACUUCCUGAGCCAACUGCACCAGGUCAGAGCUCAGAGCUUCCAGUUCUCAAUUUCAUUGUUUUCAGAUGUGAAUAUGGUGGCUGACAUUGGGAAUACUAUUGACUUUCUCCACAGAGUGAGAGCAUUGAAGAUCCGGGGACAGAAAGGUUCCGCAGAGACUGGAUCGGUUCUUAAUGACAAAUUUAAGGUUUCAGGGUACGUUGGCACUUCAAAUAUUGUCUGGAAUUCGCUGGAUAUGAGCCUCCACUUUUGCAAGGGACUCAAAGCUCUUUGGGUACAAUAACACUUUCGUUUACAGCUUUGAUGGCUCACGUAUUCUAAUUCAGAUCGCUGACAGCGAUGUGUGCCGUAUCAACGGAAUCAAAAGUAUCCGAGAGACACUUCGUCGAAUGGUCAUUCAUUAUUCAAUGAAAAAGAUUAAGGAUUUGCUUCUGGACGAAGAAGAUUUGGAAAAUGGUUUGCUCAUCGAGGAAAUGGAUCCGUGGAAGUGUCUGGAAGAGGUGGACCUUUCAUUCAAUGAAAUUAAAUCUUUCGACGAGAGCAUGGUAUCCUUUUCUGAAACUUCAUAGAUUUUAUUGACUUUUUGGUUUCAGAGACUCCUCCCGGAAGUGCGUAUUUUGAAUGUCUGUUACAACUCGAUCACCGAUAUCGGAACCAAUCUCGCCUUUCUCUCUUCCCUCACAGAACUCGACCUUUCCAAUAACAGCAUCACUAAGAUCGAAGCGUAAGAGUUUCAUAAAGACGCUUAGUGAAAUGGGCAUAAAUUAUGAAUGUUGUAGGUGGAACGAGAAGCUUGGCAACGUCAAGAAGCUCAUACUAAGCGAGAACGCUAUAGAGGAUUUGAGCGGUCUCGGGAAACUGUAUUCUCUCGAGUAUCUGGACGUGAAGGGAAACAACAUACAGACUUUGGACGCGGUGCACGGAAUCGGAAAGUUGCCGUGUCUCGAGAUUGUCCUGCUCCGAGAUAAUCCAGUACGGAAGAUCGUCGAGUACCGCACGAAGGUUCUUGAACUGUUCGGCGAACGAUGCAGCGAGGUGAGGAUCAAUCCAUUCCACGUUAUUCAAUAUUCAUUCAGGUGAAACUUGAUGGAAGAAGACCGGAACAUCGUGAGUUGGACACGGUGCGUGUCCGAAUGGCACUCCGCAAGGCGAAAGAAGAAAAAGAGGAAAGGGAGCGGAAAAGGAAAGAGCGCAUCGAAGAGAGAAUCAGGUGAGGGACCGCCUGAGCUUUUCCCCUCGACAUAUUUCAUUUGCAGAUACAUUUCCGGAGAAGAUAUCAGUCCAAAUGUCACCGGCUCAUUCUGA
Caenorhabditis sp. 36 PRJEB53466 is the source of this 4278-nucleotide messenger RNA. The record is from the annotation of a GenBank genome assembly. Lineage: Eukaryota; Metazoa; Nematoda; Chromadorea; Rhabditida; Rhabditidae.